AUGAGGUUUUUAGUCAUAUUGGUUGCCUUUGUCUCUGUAGUAUUUUUUGGACAGCAUAAAUGUGAACCAUUCUAUCCGAAAGCAACUAUUGCGUUUUUCUUUGGCCAAGAAUAUUACACAGAAUACUUUGCAAUUCAAGACUUUGAGGAUGUCAUAUUACAUCCAGCUUUUGAUUUCAAUAAAUCGACUGUUUUAUACAUUCAUGGAUUUAGAGAAAGCGUAUUAGCAGAUAGUGUGCAAAUGGUCGUGUCUGCAUAUUUAUCAAGAAAUGAUCAUAAUAUUUUCGCACUUGACUGGUCUAAUUACUCAUCUGGAAGUUAUGUUGCUCAUGCAGUUCCGAGUGUUAUCGGUCUUGGAAAUCGCAUUGGAUAUAGUUUAAAUCUAUGGAUAGAACAUGGCAUAAUUGAUGAGAAAAGGCUGCAUAUUGUAGGUCAUUCACUUGGUGGACAAAUGUCAGGAUAUAUUGGAAAAAUGGUGAAUCUAUUGUCACGUGGAUCUAGAAAAGUCAAAAGAAUUACAGCAUUAGAUCCGGCAAAGCCAUUGUUUUAUAUUAAUAGGACUGCUAUAAUCUCUUAUAUACACAAAGAUGAUGCUGAGCUAGUCGACAUAAUUCACACAAAUGCAGGAGUUCUAGGAAGCAGUAUAUCCGUUGGAAAUUGUGACUUUUGGCCGAAUGGUGGAACUUUUCAACCAGGAUGUGCUGUCAAUUCAAUAAUUAAUUGCGAUCAUAAACGAAGUUGGAUGUAUUAUGCUGAAAGUGUUGCAUCAAUAGAACCUAAAUUCAAUGCCAUCAUAUGCGAUGACUACAAAAGCUUUAAAAACUUAAAUUGUACUGAUAACCUUACAAGCUUUAUGGGCUUUUAUGCAAGUGAAAAUUGCUCGGGAAUUUACUAUUUACAAACAAACAAUGAUUAUCCAUAUUCACGUGGGGUAUUUGGCAUGCUUUAUUCACCAUUGGUUGAUAUUGACCGUCAAAAUGAGCCAUAA
Chironomus riparius is the source of this 987-nucleotide messenger RNA. NCBI's taxonomy places the organism in Eukaryota, Metazoa, Arthropoda, Insecta, Diptera, Chironomidae. The record is from the annotation of a GenBank genome assembly.